Messenger RNA from Homarus americanus (American lobster), 1245 nucleotides. Its product is annotated as putative protein TPRXL. Lineage: Eukaryota; Metazoa; Arthropoda; Malacostraca; Decapoda; Nephropidae. The coding region runs from base 1 to 1245 and encodes 414 amino acids. The record is from RefSeq and is a predicted model, not a curated record. The transcript has 3 exons.
AUGGCUGCUUUGAGCUGUUCUCGUUUGCGGUAUUUGGGUCCUAAUCUUUCUUCACCCACUUCGCCUUCGUCACCUGCUUCGCCUUCUUCGCCUGCUUCACCUUCACAUGCUUCGUCUUCUUCACCUGCUUCAUCUUCUUCACCUGCUUCACCUUCACCUGCUUCGCCUUCUUCACCUGCUUCGCCUUCUUCACCUGCUUCAUCUUCUUCACCCACUUCACCUUCACAUGCUUCGUCUUCUUCACCUGCUUCGCCUUCUUCACCUGCUUCGCCUUCUUCACCUGCUUCGCCUUCUUCACCUGCUUCGCCUUCUUCACCCUUCGCCUUCUUCACACCUGCUUCGCCUUCUUCACCCUUCGCCUUCACCUACUUCGCCUUCUUCUUCACCUGCUUCGUCUUCUUCACCUGCUUCGCCUUCUUCACCUGCUUCGCCUUCUUCACCUGCUUCGCCUUCUUCACCUGCUUCGCUUCGCCUUCUUCACCCGCUUCGCCUUCUUCACCUGCUUCGCCUUCUUCACCUGCUUCGUCUUCUUCACCUGCUUCGCCUUCUUCACCUGCUUCGCCUUCUUCACCUGCUUCGUCUUCUUCACCCGCUUCGCCUUCUUCACCUGCUUCGUCUUCUUCACCUGCUUCGUCUUCUUCACCUUCGCCUUCUUCACCUGCUUCGCCUUCUUCACCUGCGUCUUCUUCACCCGCUUCGCCUUCUUCACCUGCUUCGCCUUCUUCUUCACCUGCUUCGCCUUCUUCACCUGCUUCGCCUUCUUCACCUGCUUCGCCUUCUUCACCUGCUUCGCCUUCUUCACCUGCUUCGUCUUCUUCACCCGCUUCGCCUUCUUCACCUGCUUCGCCUUCUUCACCUGCUUCGCCUUCUUCACCUGCUUCGUCUUCUUCACCUGCUUCGCCUUCUUCACCCGCUUCGUCUUCUUCACCCGCUUCGUCUUCUUCACCUGCUUCGUCUUCUUCACCUGCUUCGCCUUCUUCACCCGCUUCGUCUUCUUCACCUGCUUCGCCUUCUUCACCUGCUUCGCCUUCUUCACCGCUUCGCUUCUUCACCUGCUUCGCCUUCUUCACCUGCUUCGUCUUCUUCACCCCUUCGCCUUCUUCACCUGCUUCGUCUUCUUCACCUGCUUCGCCUUCUUCACCUGCCUUUGAACUACGUAUCAGUCUCCUCCCUGGUAAAGGCCAAGUCAUAUUUCAUUUCAGUAGAGGGCGUGGUACUGGCGGCUCACUGUGUAGGAUCACCUGA